Coccinella septempunctata (seven-spotted ladybird) is the source of this 366-nucleotide messenger RNA. RefSeq lists its product as uncharacterized. The record is from RefSeq and is a predicted model, not a curated record. Lineage: Eukaryota; Metazoa; Arthropoda; Insecta; Coleoptera; Coccinellidae. The coding region runs from base 1 to 366 and encodes 121 amino acids. The transcript has a single exon.
AUGUCCAACAAAAAGAAGCUACUGGCCACAGAGAUGGACUUUCUAAGAAGGAGUUGUGGAAGAUCGAGACUAGAGAGAAUAAGGAACGUGGAGAUCAGGAGGCAGAUGCACGUCGAGAGGAAUAUCAUUGACGACGUAGAUAGAAAACAGCUGACGUGGUUCGGACAUACGAAGAGAAUGGGAGAUACCAGAUGGCCGAGGAAAAUAUUUGAGCGGAUACCUCCAGAAAGACGAAAGAGAGGAAGACCAAGACGAAGCUGGAGAGAUGACGUCGAAGAAGCCAUGGAAGCAAGAAACUUGGAGGGAGAUAUGUGUUUAGACAGAAGGAAUUGGAAACUGGGAACGGAGAGGCGGCGAGAGCCGUAG